UUUAACCUACACACAAACACUUUUAUAGAAAGAAUUUUUCUGUUUAAAUCUUUCGUAUAUACAAUAAAUAUAGGCUUUUUGUUGAAUAUUGUGACAAUAAUUCAGUGAAUUUUUGGAGAUUCAAAAGUGUUGGCAAAAUAAAAAAAAAAUAAAUAUUUUUUUUUUUAUUAAAUUAUUGGCAAGCGAAAUGGCGUCGUCAUUCAAAUUGUUGAUAACUUUCCUGCUGAUGUUUCCCACAAAUUGGGCACUCUCCAUGACAUCAUCAGAUUCACUAUCGGUGUCAUCCAAGUUACCUUUGUCCUCCAACUCGAAUACAAAAGAACCAUCAUCAUCAUCAUCGGCAGCAGCAACCUUGGGUGAUUUAUAUCGUAAAAGCAGGCAAUCCAGAUGUGCACGUUGCUAUGAUGACAGAUAUGGAGAUGACUAUGAAAGAACUCGGUAUAAUAGUGGAUCGGGUGGCAGAGGAGGAGGUGGUGGUGGUGCACCAAGUGGAUAUUCAAACUAUCCCAGCAGGACAUACGAUGAAAGGCCACCUAGCGGUGGUAAUUGGUAUUAUCCUCGAGAAACCAACGAUCGCUAUGAUGAAAGCAGAGUUGGUUAUGGAGGUGGCAGAGAAAACGACAGGUAUUACUACCCUUACAACGGCCAUUAUUACGAAAGGUAUGCGUAAGUUUAAUUUUUGUUG
Messenger RNA from Episyrphus balteatus (marmalade hoverfly), 685 nucleotides. RefSeq lists its product as uncharacterized. Lineage: Eukaryota; Metazoa; Arthropoda; Insecta; Diptera; Syrphidae. The transcript is spliced from 3 exons. The record is from RefSeq and is a predicted model, not a curated record. The coding region runs from base 188 to 670 and encodes 160 amino acids.